GGAGUGGACAAGAAGGGAGUGGAGGCGGAGGCUAAAGUUGCAGCUGUUGAAUAUUCAGGCCACAGUACACGAAUGCUCAUAUUACUAACUGACUUUUUGGACAAGUUUGUAUUUUACUCAUCAAUGGUGCAAGAAGAACAGCUUAUAAUAAGAAGAGAAGACGAUAUAAAAAGACAGGACGUGGAUGCUUGGCAAGAGUGUUGCUGAAGUUUGACCAGAGCAGCCUAAAUUACAGUUCAGGAAGUUGAAGCAAGAGCUGAUACAUUGAGAAUAAUUUUACCCUUUUGUUAAUUACAAGUCGACGCAGGAUUUAACAGGGAGGAAGAACCAGGGAGGGGUGCAGAGCUGAGAGGAGGCGGGUUUUGGGUGAAGCUGAGAAACAGAGAGGAAGAGACAGAGAGACUGUGCAGUCCAACAGUCUAAACAACGUAGGACGUAAUAAUGGAAGCAAGCGUUGAUUCUCAGGAAAAAGGCCACGGCAACACUCUGACAGGAGCACACGCUCCCCAGUCGUCACCCCUCUCACCUCCUUCCAUACCUUCCUCCCUCCCCCCUUCAAGGCCAGGCCGACCCAAACCGCCACCUCCGACCGUGAAGACCUCCCAGCUCCCGUUUCGACCUCCUCUACCUCCCUCUACUCUAUCACUCCCUCCCGUAUGCAAAUCUACUCCCCCACUCCCCUCUAAUCCGCCUCCCCCAUCUAGUCCAUCCCCUCUCGUCCCCAAUACAUCUCCCCCUUCUCUCCCACGGCCUCUCUCCCCUGUGCCCCUCUCUGUGUCUCCCUCACCUACCCUGCAGACUUUUAGCCUCACUGAGCUCCCCCCAUGUUUAACUCCUCUUCCUUCAACCUCAACCCAAGCAGUGUCACCAUCCUGCCCACCUCCUCCCCCUGUCAUCCUAACACCCUUUCCAACACCUCCACUGCUGAGCUUUAUAGAUCAGCUGGUAGAAAGUGCUCCCGUAUGGUUGACCAAAGGACUGAGCCAAGAGCAAAUCGCUUGUAUCCUGGAAAAGGAGACUUCAGGGGCGUUCCUGGUUCAGAGUACCGACGACCAAAACAUGAUACUGUCAGUGCACUUGCCAGAGAAGCAGGAGGCAUCGCCUGUACGACACCUGAAGGUCAAGCAGCACAAGACGUUUCUUCACUUAGACGGUUCCACUCUUGUUUUUGAUGAUAUCUACAAACUCGUCUCCUUCUACUGUGUCAGCAGGGACAUCCUGGCUGCACCACUGAAUUUACCCCAAGCCAUUACAUUGGCAAAACAGAGAGAAGAACUGGAGAUUAUUUCUGCUAUGGGUACAGACUUCUGGACAUCAGAUAUGAAUGAGAAGACGAUGAGCCAGAAUCUGGAUUUGGAUCAAAGUCACAACAAUUACAUUUAUGUCAACCCAAUCGCUUUGGAGGAGAAACCCAACAAGCAGGCGAAAGACUUUGCUGAUUCCGAACCAAAAAUCGAAACCCCUCAAAGCAUCGUGUUCUCCUUGCUGAAUGGAGAAACCCUACAGAAGGAAACCCCAGAGGUUAAGGGCCAGAUCAAGAUCGUGCCUAACCGAGAGUCCAAAUUCAAGCGGCCUCCUCCCAGGCCCCCCAGCUUGGGCAUAGGCUCUGGGAUGGGCCUCCUCUUUUCAUCUCCCCCCUUGGACAAAAGUUCACCUUCUUUGACCUCUGCAGCUGACAGAAUGGAGGAAGGAAGAGUGGGGGGAGAGGACAAAGAAGAGAGGAAGUCAAUGUUGACAUCACCUCCUCCAUCAAGACCUCCCGUUCCCCCGCAGAAUCGAGCAGCACCCCCUCUGCCUCCUGCACCUCUCCGGCACAACUCUGCCAGGAACAGUACUGAUGGAAUAGAGAAGGAACAAAAACGUAUGAGGGGAACCGAAACAGAAGGCUUGCAAAAGGAGGAGAAAACACUGCUGGAUGACAACGUUGAACUGUUGAACAACAAAUACCAAGAGGGGGCUAAAAAAGAGAACGUGAAAGAGAAAGACAACGAAAAAAGUGUGAGAAAGGAUAAAGAAGGUGACAAACACUUUCACCCUCAGCCUAUAGUGAAAAGACCCACUCGACCAGUGCCUCAGCCAAGGAAAAAACUCUGGUCUUCAGAGAGACCUGUGAGUCCCAACCAGGCUCCAACAGGAUCACCCCAUCAAAAUGCUGGGAUGAAAGGGGGCCCUCCCACCCCGGCAAAGCGGCCAGACGUGUCACUGUACUCUCCUCAGGGGGGCACUGUGCUUGGAACUGACCCUGACUCUUGCUCUAAUAGCAGCACUGAAGAAGAAGGCGAGAUGAACCAGGAGCAAGAUCAAAUCUCUAAUAACCCUUCAGAGACUCGUGGCACCAAAGGAAAGCGAACAUCAACCACCAUCAUGUUGGACAAAGCUCGUUCCCGCCUGUCUACUGUUAUUACUGGCCUCAUCAGUCACGAUCGUCGCCUCUCACAACGCAUUGUGGAGCUGGCCAGAGAUCCUCUGAGCUAUUUUGGUAACCUGGUGAAAGAGCACCGAGCGUUCACCCUUGAGACCAUGUCCAAGCACUCCACGUCCACUGAGCUGUUACAGGAGAUGAGGCAGAUGAUGACUCAGCUGAAGAGUUACCUGCUCCAGAGUACUGAGCUGCAGGCCAUGAUGGAGCCACAGCAUCAAUAUUCACAAGAAAAACUGGAGAGCAUCGUUGAAGCAUCUCUAUGUAAGAGUGUACUGAAGCCACUGAGGGAGCCUAUUUAUAACAGUCUGGAGAAACUGCACACCAACGAUGGCAGCCUUAAGCAAAUGGCACAGAACCAGUCUGUGGUUCUUGGAAGUACCACCACAGCUCUAGGAGUUACCACUGCAGUCCCUGAAGCCUCAGCAAUGGAGAAGAUUAGCAUCAAACUAAGCAAUCUCCAUCUUGAAUACUCUCCUCAAAAGAAGAUUGACUUAUUGCUGAAGGCCUGUAAGAUCAUCUAUGACUCUAUGUCUGUCAGCUGUCCAGGGCGGGCCCAUGGAGCUGAUGAUUUCCUGCCUGUAAUGAUGUAUGUCCUGGCUAGAUCCAAUCUGGCAGACUUAAUGCUGGAUGUGGAAUACAUGAUGGAGUUGAUGGACCCUGCACUAACAAUAGGAGAAGGUUCAUAUUAUUUGACAACCACCUACGGAGCUCUUGAGCAUAUUAGGACAUUUGACCAACAGAAGUCAGCGCCACGAGAGCUCAGUCGGGAGAUUCAGGACUCCAUCCAACGUUGGGAGAAACGACGUACAUUCAACCAGGAUGGUUAUACCCAAAACUCUGUUCAGGACUUCUUGACAGUGUGCUGUCCUGAAAUUGGAAGUAACCCCAAAACAUUGGGCAUCUUUCCCACCACCACAAUCCAACAGCUGGCUGAACAAUGUGGCUCACGCUUCGAACAAGACUCGUACAUGCUCAGCAUCCAUGUAGAUGGUGUACUUCGGUCCCUGGACAAUACAGAGCUGGCACUGACUGUGAAGAACAACUGUCAACCAGGAGCAUACUGCUUCAUCUAUCACCCUAUGGACCAAUCCAACAAGCCAUCAGGCCGCACCUGCCCCAGUGGUCCACCCCCACGACCACCCCCACAGAGCAUUUUACAAAACGUUCGAGACCACCGAGAAGCAGAGCCAAGUCUGAUUAGCUGGUAGCCGCUCUCCUGCCAUAACAUAGAGAAGAUGUUAACAAUGUAACAACAUGAUGUUUCUGGUUAUCUGGGCCUUGAGGGAACGCUUCCUCAAAAGUCAGCUCAGGUGUACAUUGAAAAUAUGACCUGGGGUUCUGAUUUCCGUGUAAUGUUCCAAUUAUGGUAUAAUAAGACGGCUAGGAUUCAGGCUGAGUUGUAUUUCUAAACAUCGGGUCUGGAACUCUAAUCAUGUUCAUCUAUUUUUUUCAAACCUCCACAUAAUUGAUUAGUUGUUCUGACUUAAAUAAACUUCCAAUGGUCUUUCCGCUGUUCUUCAUGGGAUGUCCCGGUAGGACAGUUGACGGGGGACUUCCUUGAUGGAAACUACUGUAAUAGAAGGAGAAAAUAAUCCAUCAAGUCAAAAACAUGGCGUACUCUCUCACUCGACAGCACAAUCAUGCACAUAAUAAAGACAUGUCAAGCGAAAAGUUAAGUUAAAUUAAGUAAUUAAACGUGAUCGCUCCUCCUUUGAGCUGGUGGGGUCGGCAGUUAGCAGAUAGAACCAGGGUAGUGCAGCCAACUUGCCGUAUAGGCAGCGAGACUCACUGGUGGACACGGAGUUCCCUUAUUUUUAAAAGGCAAAUGUUGACAGCUAUGAAAAAGGCCGCAAUUGAAUUUUUUCCACAUUUUUGUGCAGCCCUAUUCACAGUGAUUGAAGUGUCCUGUCAAAAUGUUCUAUUACAACAUCUGGAUGACAAGGUGUGUUUGUGUUUAACUUUUUAAUUAAGAUGCACAGAUGAGAGAAACACAAGUCAGUGAAGGCAGGUUUAUUAUUAUUAUAUUAUUGAUCUGCUCUAUACUGAUCAUUAUUUUAAUUCUAGUAUUAACUUGUUUAAAGGGACACCUUGGACCAAAAGUUUCAUUUCUGAUCCCUAAACAACAAAUUGUACCUAAUGACGUUGUAAAUAAAGUGUUUUUUAUAAUUAAA
Molecule: messenger RNA, 4593 nt
Organism: Dunckerocampus dactyliophorus (ringed pipefish)
Lineage: Eukaryota; Metazoa; Chordata; Actinopteri; Syngnathiformes; Syngnathidae
Gene: rin3
Product: Ras and Rab interactor 3
Exons: 14
Coding region: 442-3630 (1062 amino acids)
Biological process (GO): vesicle-mediated transport
Cellular component (GO): endocytic vesicle; cytosol
Molecular function (GO): guanyl-nucleotide exchange factor activity; small GTPase binding
Source: RefSeq, a predicted model, not a curated record